Molecule: messenger RNA, 2904 nt
Organism: Ceraceosorus guamensis
Lineage: Eukaryota; Fungi; Basidiomycota; Exobasidiomycetes; Ceraceosorales; Ceraceosoraceae
Product: DNA/RNA polymerase
Exons: 5
Coding region: 221-2584 (787 amino acids)
Biological process (GO): translesion synthesis
Molecular function (GO): DNA-directed DNA polymerase activity; damaged DNA binding
Source: RefSeq, a predicted model, not a curated record
CUUCACGCUCAUCACUCAUGCUCCAUGCUUACGAGCGAGUGAAGAGCAAGCGGGAGGCCACAGUGCAGUGGCUCAAAGGAAGGUCAGCUGGGAAGCUUUGAGGUGGAGAAGAGGCAGCACAGCAUCAGGCAGAGGUUCGUCGUGCUCGCCACAAGGCGCGCGAGAAGAUCCUUAAGUCGCGAGUAUGGCCAGCUAGCAACUCGACAAGUGCUAAUCUUGAAUGAGUGCAAGUCAUCCAUGUCAAGGAGCCUCGUGGCGCGACCGCGACCGGCAGCGUGGCAAGAGGCACGUAAAGGCAGCUUGUACUCGAGCCAAUUGCGCCUCGCUGAUGGAGCUCCCAAGGGAUUUACCGCUGGAUGGGGGAGGAACUGUGGCACACUUUCCAACGUCUGCGCCUAGGAUCAUCAUUCACCUAGAUCUAGAUGCCUUCUAUGUGGGUGCGUCGAGACUGCGCGACCCCACCCUCCGAGGCUUGCCCGUCGGCAUCAAACAAAAGCAUAUCCUAGCCACUGUUUCGUACGAGGCAAGAGCGCUCGGAGCAAAGAAGCUCGGAAAGGUCAUGGACAGCUUGAGGGCCUGCCCUUCUAUGAUCCUCGUCGACGGCGAAGAUUUGACCUGGUUUCGAAUCGUGUCGCGUAGGGUGUUUGGACUGAUCUCGAAAGUGUGCGGAGCUGCAACACCGAUAGAAAAAUUGGGCAUGGACGAGCUUUGGCUUGAUGUCACUCAGCUCAUCGAUGGGCACCUCAACUCCUUGCCUCAAGCUGAUGAAUCCGGAAAGCGAUGGUUCCCUUUGCCAAGUGGCUCCUCAGCGCCAUCGAGACGGGCAGGAGAUUCUGCGUCCUGUCAAGGCUUUUCAUACGGUAGGGAUGCAGUGGGCCAUGUCUCCAAAUUUUCAGCCUUCGAAGCAAGCGGAGCGCAUCCUACCGCUUCCAUGCGCUUUGUGGUUGCGACCCAUUUGGCCAAACACUUGUUAGCCAUGCUCGACUCCACUUUGGGUCUCAGCGCGAGCGCAGGAGUCAGCACGUCCAAGCUCCUCUCGAAGAUUGUUGGCGGCGAGAAUAAGCCGGCCCAGCAGACAUUGUUUGCUCCAAUUGGUGGCACGUUGCAACAACAAGCCGGCAUCAAGGCUAGAUUUGUCGAGGCACGUGAAAUACGAGCCUUGGCCGGCUUUGGCAGCGUGGUCGCCAAUCGCAUAGAAGAGCGUGUGCGUGGUCUUUCCCACCACGAAGGCCGUUCUGAGAGCAAAACUCAACUCAGCCAGUGGCACAGCGUACCGCCACACGCGCCCGAAAUGAGUGUAGAAGCUGAGGCGACUGCACAGUCCUCGACUCGACGACUCUCGGUUGCACAAGUCCGAUCCCAGAUCACGCUUUCGGACAUGUGCAAAUUGUUCGGAACGGUUCAAGGACCUCGACUUUGGCCUCUCUUGUGGGGCCAGGAUCCGUCCCCGGUGGUUCCUGCUCCACUUUUCCCGGCUACAAUUAGCAUCGAGGAUACCUUCUCUCCUCGCGGAGCUACUCAAGAUGCCGUCGAGCGCCUGGUUCGAAGCUUGUUGAGGCGUCUCGAAAACGAGCUCAGAGCUGCAUCGACAGAAUCCGAUCCCAACAGCAAGGGUAGGGCGAUUCCUCAAGUCGGUUUGGACCAUCUCAAGUUUCGCAGAGUGGAUCGACAGGCUUGGUCUGACAGCGACUAUAGCAACGCUCCAAAUCCUAUUGUGCGGUACUAUGAGCUGAUCGAGCAGGACGAAGCGCAAGAUGGAGCGCGCUCUUCCGCACUUGGACCUUGGCUUCGGUUUCCCGCCACGUUGCGAGUCAGUAUCGUCACUCCUGCUUCCAUUGCUGAUGGGACGCCAGUGUGGAAGGCGCGCAACAGCAAGUCUUCAGCCAUGCCAGUCGAGAUCUUCGAGGUCGAGCGCUCCUUUGAGAGUCGCGCAAAUGCUCUUUCGAAAGCCGUGCAGAGCUUGGAGAAGGCGCUGAAUCCGCAGAGACUACCGAUCAGGCUGUUAAAUUUGGCAGCAGCAGACUUGCGCGAAAGGCAGCCAGACCGAGGACUGGGUUCUUGGUUGGCAAGCCGUCGCGCAGGCAAGACGCCGGUCGAGCAUGAAGUGGACAUGGCUUCCUUGAGCCAGUCUGAAGCUUCUUCCAUUGAUCUAGACAUCUUCUCGGCUUUGCCAGACGACAUUCAGAGGGAGCUUGCUGCGCAGUAUGGACUAGAUUUGCAGCAACUACAAGGAGCGCGAUCGGAUGCCCACUACUCCACCGAUGCAGCUCCUUCCGGCGCCAGUCUGCAGUACGACGACGAUGACAAUCUCCAGCGAGACGUUCAAGAUCGCUCCGGCUCGGCGCAUUGUGAGGUGUGUCAAGCUCCUUGCCUACCAUUUCUACUCCACGAUCACGAGACGUGGCAGGUCUCGGGUUUGCCAGAAGAGCUGAGACAAAUGGAGCUCGAGGGUCUCGCAAGAGUGGACGAAGCAUUCCAUGUCGCAGCAGAGCGCAAAUUCAGCACGACUUCUCCUUACGAGAGCCCUGUCGUACAGGAACGCUUUGCGCGCACCCGCUCACCAUCGAGGAAGCCCAAUGGAUGAAUGUGAAUGUGCUCUUGUGCAUUUUAUUACGCUUGGUUAGGCAGGAAAAGCAGUGUAAUUGACGGGUGCAGCUAGGGCCGCUCUGGGACGCUGUCAGUAGGCUAGCAAAGAGGUGCAAAGCUGCGUCUAGAUGCUGGGAAUGACAGAGCAGGGGCAAACGGCAUCGAGCUGCGCGGGGGGGCGACAGGGCCCAGAUCUUUCAUGAGGUCAUCGCGUCGUAUCCACGCUUGGUAGGAUGUAAGCUCAGUACGUGGGGUAGGUGCGGUGCUAAGAACCCAAAAGCGAGAUCAAAGUUGCAAAGUGUCGUGUGCAAAGUGUCG